Glycine soja is the source of this 1521-nucleotide messenger RNA. Its product is annotated as lysM domain-containing GPI-anchored protein 2-like. The coding region runs from base 177 to 1304 and encodes 375 amino acids. Lineage: Eukaryota; Viridiplantae; Streptophyta; Magnoliopsida; Fabales; Fabaceae. The transcript has 4 exons. The record is from RefSeq and is a predicted model, not a curated record.
CACGACACGACACGACACUUGUGUUCAAACCAUGACUUGUAUGCAACCAAGACACCCCCAAAUUAAAGUCACUGUUUCACAAUUCAGUUCAUACCAACUCAUCACUAUAAAAAUUGCAAGAGCCCCUCUGUCUCUGUAGCCAUUCUUUUCCACCACAAGAUAAGAAAAAAGAAAAAAUGUUUGCAGGGAAAGGGGCUGUUUGGUUCUCCAGAGCGGUGGCGUUGGCAGCAAUCGCGGUGGUAGCUUGCGUUGGGCUUACACAGGCCCAACCCGAGGCCAGGUUCAACUGCAACAGCGCGAACAUCCCCACGUGUCGCGCGCUCAUAAGCUACUCUCACCCGAACACCACCACCCUCGGCGACAUCCAAAAGCUCUUCAACGUGAAACACAUCCUCGACAUCGUGGGAGCGAACAACCUCCCAAGCAACGCCACAAAAACAUACGCGGUGGGCCCCAACGAGGUUGUGAAGGUCCCUUUCCCGUGCAGGUGCAGCAACAACACGGGACUCUCGGACCGUGUUCCGCUGUACAGGAUCAAGAAGGGGGACACGCUGUACGGCAUCGCGACGACGACGUUCGCGGGUCUGAUGAAGUGGCCGCAGAUCCAGGUGGCCAAUAACAUAGCCGACGCGAAUAAUAUCACCACCGGGGACAUGCUUUAUAUUCCGCUGCCGUGUAGCUGCGACGAGGUGGGUGGGAAGAGUGUGGUGCACUAUGCGCAUCUUGUGGCGCCGCAGAGCACCGUGGAGGGGAUUGCGGAGGAGUUUGGUACCACUCAGCAGAUACUGCUCAACCUUAAUGGGAUUUCUGACCCCAAAAAUCUUCAGGCAGGGCAGAUUCUCGAUGUUCCCCUCCAAGCUUGUUCCUCGAAUGUGAAAAAUGAUUCAUUGGACUAUCCCUUGCUUGUCCCAAAUGCUACUUACGCCUAUACUGCCCAUGAAUGCGUCAAAUGCAAGUGUGACUCCAGUAACAAUUUCAUAUUACAAUGUGAGCCAUCCCAACUCAAACCAACCAACUGGUCUGUUUGCCCCUCUAUGGAAUGCUCAGCCAACGUCUUGAUUGGCAAAACCAUUUCCUCAGAUUCCUGCAAUCGCACAACCUGCGCCUAUACUGGUUAUAGAUUCCACAAUAUCUCUGCAGAAGCUGUAACUGAGAACACUUGUGCUGUGCCGCCGACUCCGAGUGGUUCAGGAGGAUCAACUGGUUCUGAUUCAGGAGCGUCAAGGACCACCUUGCAAGGCUUGUUUUGGAGUAAUCUUUUCAUUGUCAUUCACUUUGUCCUCUUUCUUGUCUAUGUUUUGUAGUAAAAUAGAAUACCCUGCACUUCCGCAGCUAUUUUUUAUAAUAGAUUAGUCCACUCUGUAAUUUGCUGAGUUCAGAUAGAUUGGUUCGUGUUGUGAGUGUUGCAAUAACUGAACCUUUUGUGUUUUUCCUUUGCAAUAUUUGUAUCUUAAAUAAAUAAAUAUGUUCCGAAGAAUAAGAGUGAUGUCUAAUCUAUUUUAAUGUGAUUAAAAUAGUUCA